Panicum virgatum (switchgrass) is the source of this 2959-nucleotide messenger RNA. RefSeq names its product nuclear transcription factor Y subunit C-4-like. Lineage: Eukaryota; Viridiplantae; Streptophyta; Magnoliopsida; Poales; Poaceae. Gene Ontology annotation, molecular function: DNA binding; DNA-binding transcription activator activity, RNA polymerase II-specific; protein heterodimerization activity. The record is from RefSeq and is a predicted model, not a curated record. Gene Ontology annotation, cellular component: nucleus. The coding region runs from base 1864 to 2646 and encodes 260 amino acids. Gene Ontology annotation, biological process: regulation of DNA-templated transcription. The transcript is spliced from 2 exons.
CUUCUGCUGUGCGAGACGGAGCACCCCAAACCCUAACAAAGCUAUUUGUAUUCGGAUCUGAAUCCAGUUACAAUAUAUUACCUACUACCACUAACUUCGAUUUCGUUUGCAAACAUUAUCGGGUGUACAUGUGUACACCCAUGCCCUAUGCUGGGUCCGCCCCUCCUUCGCUUGGUUUUGACAUGGGUUGACUUCUAAAAAUAGAGUACUGAUGCUCUGAAAAUUGCGCGCGUGUUCUUGGAAGAAGAGGGUUGACUCGUCUGCAGCCUUCAGAGCAUCUGAGCUGAGCUUUGGUCCUGUCUCCUGUGCAUGUGCUUUAGUGAUGUGUACAAGAACUUAUGUUAGCGUAUUGGUGUUGGUGUUGAGGCACCUUAUGUGACGACGUGUGCAUGUUGUGCUUUGCCAGUUUCAGAUUUAUCCUGCUGAGUAGUGCGUACGCCUGAUACUAUGAUGCUCUCGUCAUUUGUUUGCUCAUGAACCGGCAGGAGUAGGGAGUUUUCCUUUCAGCUGUCGAAUCAUGUUUGUGGUGAGAGAUAUGGUGAUAUUCUGUUGGAGCUAUAAUUCUUUUAACGACAGCAUUUUGUACCUGUUCUGCGUGUCAGGAUGACUUACUAAUUUUCUUAAAAUAAAUAAUUGAAUGAAAAUGGCAUUGGUGCACUAUCUGCUGGUUUCCUUAUCUGUUAGGCAUGCAAUGCAUAGCAAGCUGCCUUUCUCCCCUUUGGCCAUGGGAUAGAGUCAUCAGUGGUUGCAGCAGCAGUGAUGGUGUUACUGGUCAUCCUGCUAGGCAAAUUGUUUCUAUGAAGUGCUAAUCCAGAUUGCAGUGGAUUACAUUUCUGCAACGUGAUUAGAUGGGGUAAUUUAUUUGGUUCUAGAGUUGUUGUUCGAUCUUCGACAUGGUAGUAGCUUUAGGAUGUGCUCCUUCCCAUGUGCAAUUUAGAACUCUUAAUUUAUAGGUAAACUUUUGUUUCCAUGCACAUAUUGAAUCUGUUUUCUUUUUGUGAAGACGUCGAUUUAUUCUCAGUGCCAUUUCCAUGUCAUGAUGACAACACUCAUGUCAACUUUACUCCACUCAAGCCAAUACCUGGUCACCACAUUAUCGAAAAAGUACUAUUUAGGCAGUUGCUGUCCACUUUAUGCUUGUAGAACAUACUAAAUUUGAUUUUUGGAAAUUGCUAGUGAAGAGAGAUUAUUGUGAAAACUUUAUAUAUGUAUUUGCUUUCUGUAAACAGACUUAAUGAUAAAGGGGCCCAUCUAACUAAAUUGUCUUUCCAUAAUCAAAGUUCAUAUAUGUAAGCUAUGUUGUUUUGUUGUAGGCCUGCUGUUUUCCCUGCAUUGGCUUAAUUAGUGUGGUAGUCUUUAGCACACACUUCAGCUUGACAUCAUUUUAACUUUACAAGUCUGGCAUAUGGGUGUGUCAUAACUUUAUUUUGCACUCCCUUUUGGUUAUCAUAAAUAUUAAAUCCACUACUUUACUAAUUUAGAUGGAAUUAAAUAGUCACCAAUACCAUGUGUGGGGGGUCCUAACUGAAAGUGUAAGGCUAUGUGCUUUUCUUUUUGAUCUAUGACUAUGAGAUGAGAUCUGCUUGGACUUGCAUACCUUGAUUAUUGUUGUAGUCUGUACUUCUGUACAAUGUACCUGUACUGUAUGUUACUCUGAACUUCUGCAUUAUUCAUGCUGUCGAUCCUUGCAACUUGGCUUGUUGUAACAGUCUGGAAGUUAGAUACUUUUGUAUUUGUCCAUAACCUAUUUGACCAAUACUGGCAGGGGCUCGCUGGUUGUGCAAAUACCAACUUUUAGAUUAUUGAAAAUGGGAACAUGAAAGGGUCAGGACGAUUAUUUAUUUUGGACAAACAAGAUCUUCCAUGGAACCAUCCUCACAGCCACAGCCUGUGAUGGGUGUUGCUACUGCUGGAUCACAAGCUUAUCCUGCUGCCGCUGCCUAUGCGCCUCCAGCGAUGGUACCUGGAGCUCCUGCUGUUGUUCCUCCUGGCUCACAGCCAGCAGCACCAUUCCCCAAUCCAGCUCAACUCAGCGCUCAGCACCAGAUGGUUUACCAACAAGCUCAGCAAUUUCAUCAACAACUGCAGCAACAGCAACAGCAGCAGCUCAGAGAGUUCUGGACUACCCAGAUGGAUGAGAUCGAGCAGACAACUGACUUCAAGAACCACACCUUGCCACUUGCAAGGAUAAAGAAGAUAAUGAAGGCUGAUGAGGAUGUGCGGAUGAUCUCUGCAGAAGCUCCUGUUGUGUUUGCGAAGGCAUGUGAGGUAUUCAUAUUGGAGCUGACAUUGAGAUCAUGGAUGCACACAGAAGAGAACAAGCGCCGGACCUUACAGAAGAAUGACAUUGCAGCUGCCAUCACUAGGACUGACAUAUAUGACUUCCUGGUGGACAUAAUUCCUAGGGAUGAAAUGAAAGAAGAGGGACUUGGGCUUCAAAGGGUUGGCUUGCCGCCUGCUGUGGGGGCGCCGACUGAUAGCUAUCCACCAUAUUACUAUAUGACAGCACAACAGAUGCCACCAGGAGGUGGAAUGAUAUAUGGUGACCAGCAGGGUCAUCCGGUUACGUAUAUGUGGCAGCAGCCUCAGGGGCAAGACGAAGAGCCUCCUGAAGAGCAGCGGCAACAACGAUCCACCUUAAAGUAGCUAAAAGAUGAUACAGCUAAGGCAUAGCAUGAUGAUCCUGAACAUAGGCCUAUAAACAAAUCAUUUGGUUAUAUGUUAUUGUGCCUAUGAUUGCUGGCUGAUCCAGUUAUUUGUCGUUAAUUAGGUCUGAGUUUCCUAAUGGUAGUUUCGACUCCCGACGCUGCCAUGGCAGCAUUAGAAAAAGAUUGUGAUUUGGUAGGCGAUUGCAGCUAAUGUACUAAAGGUUACCAUUUUCUGUCUGAUUGAAUAUUCGAACUCCUGGGCCUAUGGAGGCCCUUUUAUGUGUUUGCCUCAGUGCCUCUUUUGUUGGCCA